CGUCCUCCGAAAUCGCCUCUUGGUCGCUUCUGGAAUUACCAUUUCCUUCCUGAUCAAGCUUCUCUUCUUCCUCGAAUCCUUGCAUGCCAAUCCGCGCGAGCGGCGAGCUCCAGAUCCGUCGGACAGCAGCGUGUUGUGGGUGCCCGCGAUGGAGCAGAAGAAAUUUUUGAUGUCGGCCAUCGGGGUGGGGCUCGGCGUGGGGAUCGGGUUGGCGUCGGGCCAGGCGGUAGGGCAAUGGGCGGCGGCGCCGAGGUCGUCGUCGACUAGUGGCCUCACGCCGGAAUCCCUCGAGCAGGAGCUGCGCCGGCAGGUGGUGGAUUGGGAGGAUAGUGGAGUUACCUUUGAUGAGUUCCCUUAUUACCUUAGUGAGAAGACCAAAGUUAUACUGACAAGUACAGCCUAUGUACAUUUGAAACAAACAGACAUAUUGAAGUACACUAGGAACCUUUCUCCUGCAAGCCGGGCUAUUUUGCUUUCAGGCCCUACAGAGCUUUAUCAGCAGAUGCUUGUGAAGGCUCUGGCCCACUACUACAAGGCUAAGUUUUUGUUGCUGGAUGUGACUGAUUUCUCCAUUAAGAUUCAGAACAAAUAUGGUGACAGUUCCAGAAAUAAAGAUGUGUUUGUUAAGAAGAGAUCUAUGUCAGUCACAGCAUUAGAGAAGAUUUCUGGUUUAUUUGAAUCUUUUUCAACCAUUCUCCAGAAGGAGGAUCCUGAAGGAUCCUUCUGUAAGGAAAGCAGUUGGGAGUUGACGCCAAGAAGAUCUGAUUGUGCUAAUAACACACAACAUCGUAAGACUGCUUCACUCUCAGCUGAUAUGGAUGUCCAUAGAUCUGAUUCUGAAGGUGGCUCUAUAAAUACAGUGCCCCUGCAACGAACCAGCUGCUGGUCUUUUGAUGAGAAAAUUCUUAUUAAGUCACUUUAUAAGGUUCUCAUUACGGUGUCUCAGAUUAGUCCAACAAUCCUUUACAUAAGGGAUGUUCAGGAUUUCAUUAGUAGAUCAGAAAAAGUAUAUUCUUUAUUUGAUCAGCUGUUGACAAAGCUAUCAGGGCCAGUGAUAAUAAUUGGUUCGAGAUUGUUAGGAACUCAUAAAGGAUGUGAAGAUGUUGAUGCAAGAGUUACCACUCUAUUCCCUUACAGUGUAGAGGUUAAGCCUCCAGAAGAUGAGACCCAUCUUGUUAGUUGGAUCUCCCAGUUAGAGAAAGAUACCAAAGCUAUUCAGGUUCAGGAUAACAAAAAUCAUAUCACAGAGGUUCUCGCAGCAAAUGAUCUAGAGUGUGAUGACUUAGGUUCUAUUUGUCUCUCAGAUAUGAAAGCUCUUAGUACGUACAUAGAAGAGAUUGUCUUGACAGCAGUUUCUUACCAUCUGAUGAAUACCAAAGAUCCUCAAUAUAGAAAUGGGAAGCUUGUUAUCUCUUCAAAGAGUUUAUCACAUGGCCUGAGUAUUUUUCAAGAAAAUAGGCACUGUGGCAAAGACACCAUAAAGCUAGAAGUAAAUGUUGAAUCAGGGGUAGGGAUAAAUGGCGAUAAUGCAAAUGCCUCAAAGGGGGAAAACAAUGUCAUUUCUUUAUUGCCUGAAAACAGUGAGGCUGGGAAAUCAGCAACAGUUGUUAAGGAUGGCGAGGCUACGGAAGUUGCCCCAGACAAUGAAUUUGAAAAGCGGAUCAGGCCAGAGGUCAUUCCAGCUAAUGAAAUUGGAGUUACAUUUGAUGAUAUAGGUGCCUUGGAUGAAAUUAAAGAAUCCCUCCAAGAACUGAUCAUGCUUCCUCUCAAACGACCGGACCUCUUUAAUGGCGGUCUCCUGAAACCAUGCAGAGGAAUACUACUCUUUGGACCACCUGGUACAGGAAAGACAAUGCUUGCCAAGGCCAUAGCAAAUGAUGCAGGAGCUAGUUUUAUUAAUGUGUCUAUGUCCACCAUCACCUCCAAAUGGUUUGGUGAAGAUGAGAAGAACGUUAGAGCAUUGUUUUCUGUUGCUGCAAAGGUUUCCCCUACUAUCAUUUUUGUGGAUGAGGUUGAUGCCAUGCUCGGACAAAGAACUAGGGUAGGAGAGCAUGAAGCAAUGAGGAAGAUCAAGAAUGAGUUCAUGACCCGCUGGGAUGGACUUUUAACAAAAUCUGGUGAAAGGAUCCUUGUUCUUGCAGCAACAAACAGACCGUUUGAUCUUGAUGAAGCCAUCAUAAGAAGAUUCGAGCGCAGGAUUAUGGUUGGACUACCAUCCCCCCAAAGCAGGGAACUAAUUUUGAAGAAACUUCUGUCAAAAGAAAAGGUAGAUGGAAUUGACUAUAAGGAAGUUGCAAUGAUGACAGAGGGAUAUAGUGGUAGUGAUCUUAAGAAUCUAUGCGUCACAGCAGCGUAUCGUCCUGUUAAGGAGCUGCUUCAGAGAGAAAGAUCUAAGGAAUUGGAAAAGGAGAAGGAGAAUACCGGUGAAGGUGACAGUUCAUCAGCAAAUUCAGCCAAAACAAGAGAAGAUGGCGAAACAGCCGUUGUCCUUAGGCCAUUAAACAUGGACGAUCUGAAGCAAGCAAAGAACCAAGUUUCUGCUAGUUUUGCCGCGGAGGGUUCUGUGAUGAACGAGCUGAAGCAAUGGAAUGAUUUGUACGGAGAAGGUGGGUCGAGGAAAAGGCAGCAGUUAACGUAUUUCCUCUGAAGUAUACAAUGUACAUACACGUUAUCUCACAAUCACUGUCGAUGAAAGAAAAGGAAAAAAACCCAGAGGAGAAGAUGCAUGCAUAUGGUAUUUGUAAGUAAAUUAGCACAGGUGUGUGUUUUGUUUUGGCUAUUGGGACGUAAUAAUGUUCUAUAUUCUUUUUGUAAUAUUAUGUUCGUGUUUCUAGUGUCGAUCUUUAUCCCCUAUCCAUGGACUCACCUGGACAUGCUCCAUUCGUUGUUAGAGAGCUACUUUAUUGGAAGCUUAUGAUUUUGCUCAUCCGAGCAUCA
Molecule: messenger RNA, 2937 nt
Organism: Zingiber officinale
Lineage: Eukaryota; Viridiplantae; Streptophyta; Magnoliopsida; Zingiberales; Zingiberaceae
Product: ribosome biogenesis ATPase RIX7-like
Exons: 16
Coding region: 149-2647 (832 amino acids)
Cellular component (GO): mitochondrial outer membrane
Molecular function (GO): ATP hydrolysis activity; ATP binding
Source: RefSeq, a predicted model, not a curated record